Hordeum vulgare subsp. vulgare (domesticated barley) is the source of this 3454-nucleotide messenger RNA. RefSeq names its product fructan 1-exohydrolase-like. Bases 1392 to 3209 code for a protein of 605 amino acids. The transcript is spliced from 7 exons. Gene Ontology annotation, molecular function: hydrolase activity, hydrolyzing O-glycosyl compounds. The record is from RefSeq and is a predicted model, not a curated record. Gene Ontology annotation, biological process: carbohydrate metabolic process. NCBI's taxonomy places the organism in Eukaryota, Viridiplantae, Streptophyta, Magnoliopsida, Poales, Poaceae.
ACAUAAGGAUUUGGCGAUUUGGGGGCAAAACUAGGGUUUCGGUGAUUUGGGCCAAAAUUGACAUAAUGUUUUCUCAGCAUUUGCAAUUCCAAAAUUCCCCUCAUUAUUUCUGCCCAAGCCCAAUUAGUGCCAAUUGAACAUUAACGUUAUUUAAUCAUGAUCGAAUAAAACAUUGACAGAGAGCACUAGUGCCCAACUCGACUGAUUAGCACUAGAUCCAAGCAAUUAGAGCCUUAACCGAAGCUUUUGACCCUAAUCAUUGCCUCAUCAACUUAACAGCCGAUAAUUAAACCAUGAUCUUAAUUAUCCGCCUUAAAAUAAUACCAUUAAUGUUUAAUCUUGAAUGAACAAUUGUAAUUGAGACAGCCAAAAAACUGAAACAUGAUCAAUAGCAUUAAAACGGUAGGCCUUUUCCUCUAUCAAGUUUGCAUCAAGAAAAAAAAAAGCCUAAUAACGGUUCUAAAAGUGAUCAAAACAAGCCCAUGUUACCAAUGUUAGAAUUAACUUUAGGGCUUAACAUACUUAGGAUCUCUGAUGAUCUCUUAACUAGAACACCUUACUAGGCAAUAUGAGUGGAAGCAUGAUGAAAUCUGUGAUGGCCGUGGCCAUCGGAGGAGGCCGAUGCUUAAUCCUUUGCCUGCCUAGUGCAGGCGUGAUGAAAGAUGAAGCCAUGGUGAUGUAGACGUGCAGGGGCAGCAGCACAAUCCAGUGACAUCAUGAGGGCCGCCGACACAGCCCUUGUAGAGGCCUGUGGUGGUAAUCUGUCUUCCAGCCCUUCGGCUCCCUCUUUGAGGAAGUACAUAAUAUUUUUGGCAGUAGUAUCAUUACAUAACUGCCUUUUGUGUCAAAGAUAAUCAUAGGAGAAGGAAAAGGUUGGUGGCCCAGCUCAUUGCUUCUGCAAGUCUCUUGCUGCUGAAUGCUACACUUAGAUUUUGGGUAAUACUGCCACAAGACGAUGAUAGCCGUAUUUGCGUCACCGUUAGUGUUUUCCAUAUUGUUCUCUGAAGGUGUCCAUAUUUGCUCCACCGUUAGUGUUUUCCAUAUUUUUCUCUGAAGGUGUCCAUAUUUGCUCCACCGUCAGUGUUUUACUUUUGGUCAGAGAACAUUCAGUCAGACAAAGCACCACUUGUUUUCCUUCUAUAUCUGUUGCAUGUCACUGACAUUCUCUCACUUCUUUUCCAAAUAUCCGAUGGAUUGGCGAUCCUUGGAAAUCUAUGAUGACACAAAAGAUCAUAUCUCAGGCAUAAUCACUUUUAAAUAAAAAAAAGGUCAGUCACCUAACUAAACGGUUCAUUAACACAAAACCCUCACAUGUCACCAUUCACAACACAUCACCAUAAAUCUGUGACUGAUCUCUCCACGCUCCUCACUCCCUCAUUCCUUUGGUCUCCAUGGCGCUAGCGUGGGCCUUCGUCCUCCUCCCUGCCCUCUUCUUUUCCUCCUCCUCCUCCUUUGUAUCAAACCUCCGCUUCAGCAGCAACAAUGGAAGUGGAGCGAUAUCCUCGCGCUGUCCACAGUCUCCGCAACACUGUUCACAGCUUCCGGAGGUCUGUCCACCGCCUCCGGGGGUCCCCUCUGUUGUCAGCAUGAGGUACAGGACUGGCUACCACUUUCAGCCGCCCAUGAACUGGAUAAAUGAUCCAUGUGGACUAAUGUACUACAAAGGCAUCUACCAUAAUUUUUACCAGUAUAACCCCCAUUCUGCCCUCUGGUGUUGGGGUGACAUAGUUUGGGGGCAUUCAGUUUCGACGGACCUCAUCAACUGGAUUCAUCUUGAACCCGCGAUAGAACCGGAUAACCCGAGUGACAGAGAUGGUUGUUGGACCGGUUCAGCCACAAUUUUGUCCGGUGGUCAGCCUGUCAUCUUAUACACUGGUAUCAGCAGAAAGAAGUUUCAGGUCCAAAAUCUCGUCUUUCCCAAGAAUACUUCUGAUCCGUACCUGAAAGAAUGGAUCAAAGCAGGCCAGAACCCAGUGAUCAAACCAGUGGUACCGGGUUUAAAUAGAAGCCGGUUCAGGGAUCCGACGACCGGUUGGAUUGGACCAGAUGGAUUGUGGAGAAUAGCAGUUGGGGCUCAGCUGAAAAGCUACACCGCUGCUCUUCUAUACAAGAGUGAACAAUUUCUAAGCUGGACAAAACUUGAUCACCCAUUGUAUUCACAUAGUCUAUCCAAUAAGCAGGAGUGCAAUAUGUGGGAGUGCCUGGAUUAUUUUGCGGUAUUGCCUGGCAAUAACAGUGGGCUGGACAUGUCCGCAGCAAUCCCAAGAGGCGCCAAGCAUGCCCUUAAAAUGAGUGUGGGUAACUUUGACAAGUACUUGAUCGGGGUGUAUGAUCUCAAACGUGAUGCCUUUCUCCCGGAUACUAUUGUAGAUGACUGUCAGCUGUGGCUGAGGAUCGAUUACGGCAAUUUUUAUGCUUCAAAGUCAUUCUUCGACCCACAAAAAGGCAGGAGGAUCAUCUGGGGUUGGUCUAAGGAGGCAGAUUGUCGUUCAGAUGAUAUUGCAAAAGGUUGGGCAGGAAUCCAUACAAUCCCCAGGACAAUUUGGUUAGACAGCGAGGGCAAACACUUGCUGCAAUGGCCAGUUGAUGAGACCGAGUUCCUUCGAACAAAUGAAACCAACCAUCAAGGACUAGAGCUCAACAAGGGUGAUCUGUUUGAGAUCAAGGGAGUUGACCCUUUUCAGGCUGAUGUGGAGAUAUAUUUUGAGCUGACAUCCAUCAAUGACGCCGAUCCUUUUGAUCCUUCCUGGCUUUUGUACCCCGAGACGCAUUGCUUCAAAGCUGGUGCAUCGGUUCCUGGUGGUAUAGGGCCAUUUGGACUAGUUAUUUUGGCCUCCAACAACAUGGAUGAGCACACUGCCGUGCACUUCAGAGUCUACAAGUCACAGCAAAAGUACAUGAUACUCAUGUGCUCUGAUCUAAGAAGGUCUUCCAUGAGACCAGGACUGUGCACACCAGCCUAUGGAGGCUUCUUUGAAUUUGAUCUUGAAAAGGAACGGAAGAUAUCUCUGAGAACUCUGAUUGAUCGGUCGGCGGUGGAGAGCUAUGGCGGGGGUGGCAGGGUCUGCAUCACAGCCAGAGUUUAUCCAGUGGUGCUCGCUGUUGACGGCAAGGCCCACAUGUAUGCCUUCAACAAUGGAAGUACCACGGUGAGGGUGCCACAGCUCAAGGCAUGGACCAUGAGGAAGUCAAAUGUGAAUGUGGAGUGAUUAUUGUCACAGAAGAGCAAUGUGGCUGAGAUGUGGAAGUGGCUUGUUUCAUGCGAUGCACACGAAAGUUUACCCUCUAUCUACUAUGCAGCGGUCAGCUAUAAAGUGGAAUCUUGGGCAUUAUAAAUUGCUCAACUAUGUAUGGUUAUCUGUAAUCAAUUGGCAUUCUGUGUGUGUUCAUUAACAUGAAGACAUAAAGACUUGCUUGUAUUAAUCAGUACCUUCCACUUGAUCUUGCUUGUUUA